CCCGUUCUCGCGAGACUCGGCCGGGCCGGCGCGGCGAGGCCGAGGCGUUCCGGGCCCUGCUCGACGGAGCCGCAGCGGGGCCGCGGCCCGGCCGCGAAAUGGCGGAGAGCGACAGGGCGGAGGCCGCGGCUGCCGCGCCGCUGCGGGGGGCCGAGGAGGCCGCCGCCGCCGCCAGCCAGCCGCCGCUUCAGCAGCAGCAGCAACAACAGCAGCAGCCGCUACCACCACCACCACCACAACAGCCGCAGCAGCCGCCGCGGGCUGAGGAGGCGGCGGCGACAGCAACCGAGAGCAGCGGGGGCAGCGCAAAUGGCGUCAAAAUGGAGAAUGAUGAGACAGCAAAAGAAGAGAAAGCACCAGUGAAAGAGAAGUUUGCUGCAAAACCAAAGGCAAUCCCUUCUCUUGGAAACAAGAAUAGAUUCCACCCCUAUGCAAAGGAGAAGAAUGCGGGCAGUGGAGAGAAGAAGGCUGUUAAUCGUAAUCGAGUUUUCAUUAGCAACAUCCCAUAUGACAUGAAAUGGCAGGCUAUUAAAGAUCUUAUGAGAGAGAAAGUUGGUGAGGUUACAUACGUGGAGCUGUUUAAGGAUGCUGAAGGAAAAUCAAGGGGUUGUGGUGUGGUUGAAUUCAAAGAUGAAGAAUUUGUUAAGAAAGCAUUAGAAACUAUGAACAAGUACGAUCUUAAUGGAAGACCCCUGAAUAUUAAAGAGGAUCCUGAAGGUGAACAUGCCCGCAGGGCAUUGCAGCGUGUAGGAGGACAGUUUCCAGGAGGACAAGGACCUGAUAUGGCACCUGGAUUAAUGAAUUUACCACCUUCUAUUGUCAACAAUCCAAACAUUCCUCCUGAGGUUAUCAGUAACUUGCAGGCAGGCAGGCUUGGGUCCACUAUUUUUUGUUGCUAAUGUAAGUUUUAAAAUCUUGACUUUAAAGUUGGCUGGAAGAAACUAAAGGAAGUAUUCAGCAUUGCUGGAACUGUAAAGCGUGCAGACAUCAAAGAAGAUAAAGAUGGCAAGAGUCGAGGAAUGGGAACAGUUACUUUUGAACAAGCAAUUGAAGCUGUUCAAGCAAUAUCUAUGUUCAAUGGACAAUUCCUGUUCGACAGACCCAUGCAUGUAAAAAUGGAUGACAAAUCAGUCCCUCAUGAAGAUUUCCGUGUUGCAGACAGCAAAGGUCCACAAUUACCUCGUGGCCUUGGUGGCAUUGGUAUGGGACUUGGACCAGGCGGACAGCCCAUCAGUGCAACACAGUUGAACAUGGGUGGUGGAAUGGGGAACAUGGGUCCAGGAGGUAUGGGAAUAGAUGGUCCUGGUUUUGGCGGAAUGAAUAGAAUGGGAGGCGGGCUUCCUGGAUUUCGUGGAAUGGAAGGAAUGGCUAAUAUGGGGGGAUUUGGAGUCAACCGAAUGGGAGAAAUGUUCCGUGGUGGAAUGGGAGGAAACAUGGAUAGAGAUUUUGGUCGUAGUGAGAUGCAGUUGAACCGUGGUUUUGGAGAUUCUUUUGGAAGAAUGGGUGGUGCAAUGAUUGGUGUUUUUGCAGGAGGAAUGGGAGCGCCUAGAAUGGGCCCAGUAGGAUCUGGAAUGAGUGGUGGAAUGGGUGGUAUGAACAAUAUGGCUGGAGGAAUGGGAAUGGGCAUGGAUCGGAUGAGUUCUGGUUUUGAUCGAAUGGGACCAGCUAUGGGUGGAGGCCCGGACAGGAACAUGGAUAUAGAUCGAGGAUUUGUGCCUGGCCCAAUGGGAAGUGGAAUGAGAGAGAGACUAGGCUCUAAAGGCAAUCAGAUAUUUGUGAGAAAUCUCCCUUUUGAUUUGACCUGGCAGAAACUGAAGGAGAAAUUCAGUCAGUGUGGUCAUGUAAUGUUUGCAGAAAUAAAAAUGGAGAAUGGAAAAUCAAAGGGCUGUGGAACAGUCAGAUUUGACUCGCCAGAAUCUGCUGAAAAGGCCUGUAGGAUAAUGAACGGCAUAAAAAUCAGUGGCAGAGAAAUUGAUGUACGCUUGGAUCGCAAUGCAUAAUUUAAAACUGUGUGUUCAGGAACAUUCCUAUGUCUGUUUAGCUUCUCUAUCCUAGUAAGUCAUUUUUAGUAACAUUGUAUGCUUACAAAAGCUGUAAAAAGGAACUUUUAAAUCCCACCAGCCUUUAACAGUAUAGUGUUUAAUAUACUGUGAUACUUGUUAACUGAAUCUUACGAUGUUUGGUUUUUAAAGACAAUUUGCCUGAUUUUUGUUGUUUUUUUUGGAGGCACUGAGCACCUGCAGGUCCCGUUAAACUACGGGAACUUUGGAUGCUCAGCGCCUUUGGAAAAUUAGGCCAAGUGUCUCUAGUCAUUCAGUUUAAAUGAAUGGUUAUACUGUUUUUAAUAAAAUAAGCCAUUUUCUCUGUUAAGAUUGCAUAGUGGGAUUUGUUUAGUGUUUUCUGAUUUUUAUUUUUCCCCCCAGUGUGUAUCAACAUUGUAAUGUAAAAACUAGGUGUCUUUUUUCCAGAGAUUUGGUUUUAUAUGCUUGUUGUUGUCAUACUGUAAUUCUUGACUCUAAAGGAAAGGGCUCCAAUUAGGCUGUGAUGUUUCUGUUCUACUUAAUAUUACUUUAAUGCCAUGACUUAGUUCUGUAAAUAAGAUUUAGAGCCCAAUGGGAGUUUUGGAUUUUUUUUUUAAUUUGACUAAAUGAAGAAACUGAUCUUUCUCUUCUGCUUUUAUUUUUUCAUCAGUAUAAUCACUGAUUAAAACUAGUUACCACAGACCCUUGUAGGAUUGUUCCCUAUGAUGCCAAGUUCAUAUAAAAUUGAUAAUACGGUAAAUACUAAGUACAGUACAAGACAAAUUGCUCCCAAUUUUUUAUCUAUUUUCCAGCCAUUCAGGUGAAUUGCCAGAAAAAUAAAAACAACUGAACAGAUGAGAGAAAUGGCUGUGUAUGUCAAACCACUGCUGUUCACUUCUAUGGGUCCUGAUGUAUUUAUGAAGGCAGUUUUUAUAAACCAGGGUAUUCCCAAACAGAGCAUAUCAAAUACGUUGGAUCCUACAAUGUUAGACAUAGCCAUAUCUCCAUUUCCUGUAAAACAAGAAAUACAAAUAAGCCCGCAUAGUUGUGCAGUAUGAAAUUGCCAAACUGUUUUGGAGGAACAGAGUAUCGGUCCUUAACCUCAAAGGGUAAAACACCCUUUUCAGCCUUUUUGUUCUAAGAACUAUAGAUACAAUUCCACAGACCAUAGUUUUGGGUACCGCAAACAUAAAAAUGUCUCCCUAUAUCACCAGCAUCUGCAAAGUUGCACUUAAAAUAAGCUAGACAGGUUAUUCUAAAAUCCACAGUUAUGUUUAAAAUACCAAGACCUACGGUUGUGUUUUGCAGUAAAAAUGUUAACGUGCUUAACAGGAAAUCAAACCAAUCUAGAAUACUUCUCAGAGAGGUUUUUAAAUGUCUGAACCACAGCUUCUUUGGGUAAGCUAUCUUAUUUAUUAGCAGCAAACUAAAAUCUAGAAUCUGGAGCAAAAAUUUUAAAGUCACUCCUUGAAUUUCCAAAAAAGUUAAUUUUUUUUCCAUAGUAGCUUUUAAACAUAUCUAUUGAAAUGAGCCUGAAUACCAAAAGCUUUACCUUUUCGAGCCACCAGCACACUUGCAACUGUAUCUGGUAAGCUUGUUCCUGCUGCAAGUAAUGUGAGACCCAUUACUGACUCUGGAAUUCCCAGUGUUUCACCUGUAGUUGGUAAAUAAUGGUAGAAAACACAAGUAUAGUUUUAGCUUGUUUCAUCCGAAAAAUUUCUUUGGACUUUUCUUGCUGGAGAAAAGAUUAGUAAUCAUACACUAAUUCCAAGAGGAAUCUGCUCACUAGCUUAAUGUGACUAAAUAUAAAGUGACUGAACCAUGAAGUAUUUAAAAACAAGAACAAAGGAAUGUCAUCCUGUUCUUGUUCUUCAGUCAAAUAAAAAGGAACUGUGAUAUAGUAACCAUCUUAUUUUACAACUUUCUCAGAGAAUUGAGAGGAGGGUCUCCACUGUUCAAAAUGGUAUGAAUUAUGAAUUGCUCUUUCAGACACAGCAGAAGUUUGAAUACCUAACAUUUUUGGUUUUGAGCAUCUCAUCAUUAGCGCUUGAACAUGUUUUGGAGCAAUAACUCUUACAAUAAAACAUUCACUCUUUAAAGGGGGAGAAAAAAGCACGUGUGUUUCAUAGGGAGGAGGGUCGUUAAGAUCGUUACUGCAAUACUGUCUCAACUACAUGACUUACACACUUCGUUCCAAUUAGAAAGCUCAAGUUUUUUAGUUCUUUUGCUGAAUUUGGAAGAAGCAUAAUGAAGAAUUGUUAAAUGAUUUAAGUAUGAGUAAUUCUUUAGAAGCACGAUUUUUUUUAGGUAAACACUUUAAGAACAGUUUUAAAUGGCUAUUAGAACAGCAGCCUACCCCUCACCCCUGUUUUUAGUACCGUAUGUGCUGAAAGAGUAUUAGUUUCUAACUUAAAAUACAGUGAUUCAGGUCUUCAAAACUGUUUUAGCUGCCUUUAGUUCUACAUACCAUUCACAACCAUCUACAUGCUGAAGUUCUUGAUACUUCUGUUCAAACCGUUACAUAAUUACAGUUUUUCUUAAACUUUUGUUCACUAAACACUUAAUUUUUUUUUGUUGAAAUCUGAAUUCUUGCUUACAAUGUUUUGGCACCAAUAAGCACAGUUUUCUUAAAAUAAGAAGCGGUAUGCUGUAAGCUAGGUCAGCAAUGAUUGCCUAGUACAUACCAGCUUAGUUUAGAUCAGCCCAGUAAAUUUAUGUUUGAAACUCCCUUUCUGUUCAAAGGGACUAAUGUGAUCCUGUUGUAAACUUUGUACUGGUAUUUCUUUUUUCAUCACUCCUAAUGUAAGAGAUUUGUAGGAUGGAGGGACCAACACGAUCAGCUUUUGUAAACUAAUCUAAGCAAAUGAAGGUGAAAUAUGAAUGAUGCAGCUUUACGCACCCAACAGUAGUUUCUAGCCCUCUAAAGGUUAUGAUAGAAUCUAAACUCAGGUGAAUCUAUUUUUUUUAAGAUAGAUUAAUCUUCUAGUUAAAAUGUAGGGUUGUUUUUUUUUUCUUUUCUUUUUCUGGCAAUUGACCAUAAAGAGAGAAUGGUCUUAUUUUUCUAGCCUUUGUUUCAUUUUGUGUAUCAGUAGCAAUAUCUUGCUAUAGUAAUGAAAAUUUCUUUGCUAGUAACAAAAAGGUGUACUAAAUUAGGUUUGUUAUUGACCAUCAAAAUGUAGUCCCCUGCUAUGAAACACAUUCUCAUAGGCCAUUUAUGCAAUGAUAGAAUAUUUUUGAGUCACCUUUCAUGAAAGAACCUAGACUUGAAUAUAUAUAUGUAUACAUGUGUAAUUUUUAGAGUUUUAAUGUGUAAAUAGAACAUAUUUGAUCUAGAAGUAGUGGGACAAAGACCCCAAAGCUGCUUGUGAUGACUCCUCAACGUGGACUAACACGCUAUUUGAAACUCCAGUGUACCUGCUUUCAUAUGAAUUAGUGUUUUGUCUAGAAGAAUGGCAAUAACUUUCAUGUGGAUCCUGUUUCAAAGGCUUCUAGCAUUCAGACAGUAAACCCUUGCUUUUUAGAUACAAGUGGAAAAAUUUUUGACAAAGGAGUGAACCUGCUGGGUGUUAUAUCCAGAAAUCUAUUAGUAAUUUCUCACUGGUCUACCUUUGUGUAGGUCUGUGUCUGCAGUCAACAUUUAUUGAAUUUAAUUUGAAGACAAUUUAGGAUGCUGAACUAGCAGAAUACUGAGGUAGGAUUGGUGAGCUAUAAUGUGGAAAUGGCAAGCUUUGUGCAAUUUCUUUCCUGUUUAGUGGUUUCUUUUCUGCUUGUUCUUAAAAUUAAAGACUUUUUUUCUUAAGCUGACUGGAGAAACAGUGAAAUGAGGAAACCUUUAAUACUUUAAGAUAUUUUUUAAAAAGUUGUUUUUACACUCUUUCACACCCUUUCCCUCACUUAAAAGCAGUGCUUUUACUGUUUGACUUUAUGAUGCGGAUUUUUAAGAGAUACACACAUACCUGCACACCCAAGAAUAUUUAAUGAAUAUACAACACUAUAUUUAAAAUAAUACAAAAACGUGGGCAUCUUUUUUGGCAGUUCAUUUAAUGCCAAGUCUCUUAUUAUAGUGUUCAAGAAAACUAUAGGUAUAGAAAUAAUGGAUAUUUUUACAAACACCUGAACCUUUAAUUCCAGUCUUAGUGGCUUCCAUGUGUGUCAGACUUUAGCUUGAUGAAUUUAUUGCUGUGUACCUAAUUGUUUCACUUCAUGAAGCAGUUUAAUGAAACUGUCCUGUUAAAUAUAGGCUGUUUUUUGUAGCUUUGUAAACAAAUUCUCUUUCAUGUGAUGAUAAGCAGUCUGAAGCAGCUAAAUUCUAAUGUAGUUUUCAUUAGAUGGAAGGAGGCAAAUGAAGCAGUCAAACAUAAGGGUUUUUUGUUUGUUUGUUCUAAGCAAAAUAUGUGUUGCUAAACUGUUAAUUGUAAAAAAGAAAACUUCACAGAGAAAAAAAUGUGUUUUUUUUUUUUCAGUGGUUUUUCAUUGGCUGCUUCUGUAAAGCAGCAGUAGUUAAGGUACCUACCUGCUAUCGUUAUCAUCCAUACAAGAACGUAAGUUAUUGCAGAAAUCCAUGCUGCUGACAUUAAAAAUGUCACCAUGAACCAGUUCCUCCAAAACCGUCUUCUGCAAUCUGGUGUAGUCAAAUAGAGUAGUGUAAUAAUAGGAAGAGAUAACACCCACAAAAUUCUCUUCAUAUCUGCUUCAGGCAUGGUGAAGACACUUGGAUGAUCUGUUGAGGAAGUAACUAUUUUAAACUGUAGCAUUAUGUUUGAAUCCUUAGUGUACAGUCAUACUAUUUGCUUCUACUUUUGAGAAUACUGGAAAAAGGUUAAAAAAAAUAAUUCUUUGUGACGUUGUAACUGUCGUCUUAUUAGUACCUAUAACACACUUGACUAAACUCUGAAAUCAAAUGUUCUUUAUUACCAUGUCACUAGGAGAGAACCAAGGUGGAUGAAAAAAUUAUUUUUCCUAUAAGGUUUAUGUAAAAUGUUUGCCAAGAUUUAGUACCAGCUGCUGAUUUGUUGAAGUGAAGAGGAAAAGUGAUCUGUGGCCCCAUCAGAGCUAUCGCUUUACUUCUGCUAUAAUGCAUAUUUUGGAUAACAAACUGGCCAUUUGUCGUAAGAAUACAAUAUAAGUACAGAAGCAGCAUGCGUUUCAGCUGAUACUGCGUUUCACAGGCUGAGUUGCUGGGAAGUUUCAAAUGUGCACAGCAACAACUGUCUAUUACUGACACAAAUAAGCAACUCCCCUAGCAUUCCUCUAGUAACUACUAUAAAUAUCACAACAAUAAUUUUACUUAAUGUUAUAUUCCAGGGAAGAAUAAUGAUUUACUUAAGUACUAUGCUAGAGUUCUUUUGUGAACAAAUCUGAAUAAUAUCUCAAACCAUACUCUUUAUUAGAACUGAUGCAAACAGGCAUGUAGUGUUUAAAUUUAAUAAUACUUCUACCUUCAGAGAUUUCAUCAAGCCCAUGCAAGCUUGUUGAAAGUUGAGAAUAGUCCAUCUCAUCUUGAAAAAUACCACUAUCUGUUCUUGACUGCUGACAAAUUAGAGGUCCACUCUCUUCCCUCCAUCCAGCCAAUGGCUGCUGCUCAGCAUUCUCUUCCAUAGCUUUUGUAAAACACGAACAGCAGGGACUGAACCUUUUCAUGAGGCAUUGGUUGAUUUUAAUGUCAAAACACAGUACCAGAAUAUAACACCCAUAUAUUAAUAAUAAGGAAGCACUUUCAUACCUAGAAUGAAAAAAAAAAAAAGAAAAAAAAAGAUUUUACGUAACUUGUAAUAUAUAUAUUAAUAUAUAAAAAUAAACUCAUUAAAAUGGCUGGCAUAAGAAGAGAAAAAAACUUGCAUGAAUUGUGAAAGGCAAAAACAAAAGCAUCUAUUUGCACUUGUAUGGGCAGUGUCAUGGAAGUUAGUAAGUGUCUCCAUGUCUUUCAGUAGUUUGAUUCAUUCCACUCCCCUGCACAAUCUUGUCUGUGCAUUGUAUAGCUGCAUGUUUUCCAGGGGAACUUACUGAACAACUGAUUUGCAAAAUUGAGUCUUCAUAUGAUGGUUAUGGAGAGGUAUAGAACGUGCUAUUCUGAGUGAGAAACUUCAGGAAUAUAGUACUGGACCUGACUGUACUGAGACAACAGGAGUUUCAGUGUUGACUGAGGAGUGUUAGUAUCAGAAGCUCGUGAUCCGCUUCUGAGACAUGUUUUCUUAGUGGUAAUGCUAUUAAAGGAAAGCUUCUAAAAGAAGCAAGCUCUGAAGACUAAUUGCUAUGCCAAAACAGGUAUGAUAGAAAUCCUGAAGUCUGUACAGAGAAACCUAUGCAGAUCACACUUUAUAAAUAUGCAGGGUUUGAAUGUUUAGGUAAUAAUCUUUACAAGCAUUGUGACUUUCUACAUUUUUAAAGCCAACAGGAUGUUUGUUUCUGUUAGUGAAUGGCAGUUCAGGCUACUUGAAGUUUUUUGUUUUGUUUUAACACUGUUUCACUAGUCUCCAGUCAACAUGAACUCAACACUACUCGUGCUCUUACCAGUAAAUUCUGCUGUCAGAUAUCAUCGCAAGGACCGCCGCUACACUAAUUGUAUAUGCCAGGCAGUCUCUAAACAGCGGCCAACAGGAUAGCCUCGAAACCUGCAGAUCACAGAUUCAUUCACAUUUUUUUUUUAAAAUUUGUCUGUAAUACCUUCACUAAGUGCUGUAAAUGCUGCAUCAAUAUGUUGUUUCUAUAUUAUGUACAAAUUUAAGAUUCUUAGGAAUGACUUAAGUAUGAUAUUUAACAAGUUAGUGUUUUUAAAAACUUUCAUAGCAACUUAUCUUAAAACAGAUUACAUGCUGGUUUUGCUACUAAAUAAUAAACUUGACAGUUGUCAUA
Molecule: messenger RNA, 8873 nt
Organism: Cygnus olor (mute swan)
Lineage: Eukaryota; Metazoa; Chordata; Aves; Anseriformes; Anatidae
Gene: MYEF2
Product: myelin expression factor 2
Exons: 17
Biological process (GO): regulation of mRNA stability involved in response to oxidative stress
Cellular component (GO): nucleus; cytoplasm; post-mRNA release spliceosomal complex
Molecular function (GO): mRNA binding
Source: RefSeq, a predicted model, not a curated record